AUGGUGCGACGCAUCUGGACUGGAGCGGGGGCCAUCCACACCUUCGCGAUCUCUGUAUCCGUAUGCGUCACCGACGAAGCGGACGUGACGGAGUCAUGGGCGCCUCAAUAUCGUGACGAGCGGGAGCCGCUCCUGUCCGUUCCGCCAUGGCCGUGGGAUGUUGUUCAUGUCGCCCGGGCGGGCUUGCCUGAUACGUGGGUGCUCAGCGGCGGCUCCAGCGUCGCCGGCUGA
Molecule: messenger RNA, 231 nt
Organism: Colletotrichum destructivum
Lineage: Eukaryota; Fungi; Ascomycota; Sordariomycetes; Glomerellales; Glomerellaceae
Exons: 2
Coding region: 1-231 (76 amino acids)
Source: RefSeq, a predicted model, not a curated record